Messenger RNA from Rhodofomes roseus, 491 nucleotides. Its product is annotated as Nop10p-domain-containing protein. The transcript is spliced from 3 exons. The coding region runs from base 23 to 217 and encodes 64 amino acids. Gene Ontology annotation, cellular component: box H/ACA snoRNP complex; box H/ACA telomerase RNP complex. Gene Ontology annotation, molecular function: box H/ACA snoRNA binding; telomerase RNA binding. Gene Ontology annotation, biological process: rRNA pseudouridine synthesis; snRNA pseudouridine synthesis; ribosome biogenesis. NCBI's taxonomy places the organism in Eukaryota, Fungi, Basidiomycota, Agaricomycetes, Polyporales, Fomitopsidaceae. The record is from RefSeq and is a predicted model, not a curated record.
CCUUUGGCCUCCGACGACCACCAUGCAUCUCAUGUACACGCUCGAUGACAAUGGCGGCAGGAUCUACACUUUGAAGAAAAUCACGGACUCUGGCAAGAUCACCAAGUCCGCACAUCCAGCACGAUUCUCGCCCGAUGACAAGUUUUCACGCCAUCGGGUGACUAUCAAAAAGCGCUACGGCAUCCUCCUUACCCAGCUACCCGCGAAGCCUAUGUGAGCGGUCGUAGUCGAGUCUUCUACGCCGUGGGUCGGUGUCCGCGUCCACUUCAGGCCCUGCUGGGCCCAUAUCAUGCAAUCGUCCUAUCGAUACGAACCCGAGUCCUUCACGAGGAACAUGGAGAUGCGGCGUCCGAAAAAUGCACUGAAGCUGUGCAUGUCGCCGGAGAGGUUGCUAGUUGUCCAUGUCACGAAUCACGUACGCUGUCGACAUUGUAUGGUCCUGGCGUGGUUUACGUGGGGUUGUUAACAUGGAAUCAUGCUGUCUGACGAAA